UCGUGAAUUUGACAGCGAAAAAUCAAUUGACACAGUGGCGGUGGCGGCCAUUUUCUUGGUAAAUUUGGUGUUCUUUGUCGUACGGAAAAAGAGUGCACUUUAGCGUGGCUAAAAAACAGGAAAGCUCUCAAAAGGUGAAGCAAAAAUUGCCAUAAAAUUGGAGUGUCCUCCAGCCCAACGACAACGAAUGGUCAGCAUCCGCCCUUAAACUCUCUUUACGGCGGGUAAAAAUUUGUUAAGAGAGACACAGGCAGAGUGAAAUUUUGGGUCGGAGUUGAGGAUGUCGCAUGAGGCAUCGAGCUACAGACGGUCUUCGGGAUCGCGAUACCGGGAGCGAGAUGAAAGCUACCGGAGGCAUCGGGAAGACAGCCGUCGGACUGAGAAAUACCAGCAUCAUGAGGAGAGGAGGGGUAGAUAUUCGUCUAGUAGACGUAGGUCCCCGUCCUACGAUGAUUACCGGGACAGGUAUUACCGAGGACGAUCUCGAUCGAGGGAGAGAUAUCGCUAUAGCGAUUCUCGUUCGAGGUCCAGGUCCAGGGAAUAUCGUCGGAGGCGGAGGGAUAGUGAAGACCGCCGAAGGAGUUAUAGUCCUGCUGAACCUCCGUCUCCGCCUAAAUUCCCCAGAAUGGGCUCGGCAGAUGAUAAGCGUUCAGACACCAGCGAAGAUGACACUAUUCAGAACUACCAGCGUCAUUCGGUGGAUUUUGGCGAGCCAUCCAGUGAUCAGGGUGGGGAAUUCAGCUCGGAAUAUCUCGAAGAUAUUGAGGCUAAUAAGGAGAAGAUCCAUCAGGCGAUGGAGGAGCGUCUGAGGCAACAUCUAGCAGCCCAGGGGAAGGUCUAUCCGCCUCCCAAACCCGAGCCUCAGCAAACAACAAUGUUUGCCAAUGAUGGUUCCUUCAUGGAGAUGUUCAAGCGAAUGCAGGAGCAACAGCAGAAAACAGAUCAGUCAACAUCGAGUGGUAGUGGUCAGCCGGAAGUGAAAAAAGCUCCAGCUCCGCUUUUUGGCAAACGCCGUGGCGGAAAGAUUCUCAAGACUGGCAUUGUGGAGAAGAAGAAGCCAGUGGAAGAGACUGUUCCGGCUCCUGGGACCACCGAUGCCUGGACACUCUAUAUGAUGGAAGUGAAAAAAUAUAAAAAUUUCUCAUGUGAUAUCGACAGCAACUCCCGACCACUCGUCAAGUAGAAACACGACGACACUUGGGCAGUUUCCAGCCAGAGAGAGAGCACAAGCCAAUAUCAAAUUCAUAAUGUCUCUAGCGAUUGUCUCAUUUCCUUUUUUUUCUUGAAUUUUUCCUCCUAGAAUGAGACUUGCCAAUAGGGCUCGUCUCCUGAUUCUUUUCUUUUUUUUUUUCUAUUGAUAACAUCUUGAAGAUUUAGAUUAAGAAAUUUUCCUCUUGAAUAAACAGAGGACACACAUACAGCCCCAGGAUAGCCUGCUGAGAAAGUUUCUGUAGUUGUUGUGUGUUUACAAAACAAAAAAAAUUAAAGCAUAAUGCCUGAACUGCAUAUUCCGGAAACAUUUGGGACGGCACCCUUCGAUCCACGCUUUCCCAAUCAAAAUCAAACACGCUACUGCUACCAGAGCUACCUGGACUACCAUCGAUGCCAGAAGGUGCGUGGGCAGAAGUAUGAGCCAUGCAACUACUUCAAGAAGGUCUAUACAUCCAUGUGCCCCAAUGCAUGGGUGGAAAAGUGGGAUGAUCAGAGGUCUCAGGGAACCUUUCCCGGAAGAAUUUAGACAUCGUAUUUCCCCAAUUGAAGUUGUGUGGCGAGUCAAAGUAGGCAUCAAAUGAUAAAAUUCACGAGAGAGAAAUAAAAUUAUUAAGUAAAUAA
Phlebotomus papatasi is the source of this 1833-nucleotide messenger RNA. Its product is annotated as peptidyl-prolyl cis-trans isomerase G. The transcript is spliced from 3 exons. Bases 281 to 1183 code for a protein of 300 amino acids. The record is from RefSeq and is a predicted model, not a curated record. Lineage: Eukaryota; Metazoa; Arthropoda; Insecta; Diptera; Psychodidae. Gene Ontology annotation, molecular function: 3'-5' exonuclease activity; 5'-3' exonuclease activity.